Messenger RNA from Brassica oleracea var. oleracea, 983 nucleotides. RefSeq names its product NAC transcription factor NAM-B2. The record is from RefSeq and is a predicted model, not a curated record. Gene Ontology annotation, biological process: system development; regulation of DNA-templated transcription. The coding region runs from base 182 to 748 and encodes 188 amino acids. The transcript has 3 exons. NCBI's taxonomy places the organism in Eukaryota, Viridiplantae, Streptophyta, Magnoliopsida, Brassicales, Brassicaceae. Gene Ontology annotation, molecular function: DNA binding.
UCCACCUUUUUGUAUCUCCUAUAUAUACCUCGAUUUCUUUCACACACUUCCUCUGGUUCCACAUCAUCUUCUCUACAUACCUAUUCUCUUCAUAUUUAAUCUUCUUCUUCUACACACACACACGCAACCACAUAUAUGUUUAUGUACAUGUGAAGUAGUACUGAGAUCAACAUCGUUAUCAAUGAAUUUACCACCGGGAUUCAGGUUUUUCCCAACGGACGAAGAACUCGUCGUCCACUUUCUUCAGCGCAAAGCCUCACUCUUGCCUUGUCAUCCUGACGUCAUCCCCGACCUCGAUCUUUACCCUUACGAUCCUUGGGACCUUCCCGGUAAAGCUUUGGGAGAAGGGAGGCAAUGGUACUUCUAUAGUAGAAAGACGCAGCAAAGAGUGACAAGCAAUGGGUAUUGGGGAUCAAUGGAAAUAGACGAGCCAAUCUUCACAAGCUCCACACACAAGAAAGUUGGCAUCAAAAAGUAUUUUACUUUCUAUCUUGGAAAUUCUAAAACUAACUGGAUCAUGCAAGAAUAUUCCCUCCCAGAUUCUUCUUCUUCCUCUAAGAGAUCUUCUAAGAGAUCAGGCCGUGGCUCUACUAGUUCUAGUCACAAAACCGAUUAUAGCAAGUGGGUGAUAUGCAGAGUGUAUGAACAAAAUUGCAGUGAGGAAGAGGAUGAUGAUGGGCCAGAACUCUCAUGUUUGGAUGAAGUGUUUUUGUCUUUAGAUGAUCUUGACGAAGUAAGCUUACCGUGAUAAAGACAAAAGCACCCAAAAAGAAAAGGUUUAGUGGGUCAUUAUUUAUAAAACAUUUCUGUACCAAGAAGAAAAUGGAAAAGGAGGAUGAGAAUGACAUCAUUCUUACAAGUUAUAUGUUGUAAGAUUAGCAAUCCCCAAUUUGCAAGCAAGAAGCAAAAAACAAAGGAAGAAGUUAUAGUCUUGUUGUAUUUUAUUUUAUUUUUCUAAUUCAAUAUAUCUUUUUAAUACUAAA